UUGCUUUUCAUUUGUGUCCGAGAAAAAUCUGGUUGUGGGAAGUACGUCACGAAGUAGAAUAAUACGAAUUUUGAUUGUUUAUGCCAGGUUGUUUAUCAUAUAUCUUAGUUUUAUGUUUUAUAUGUGAUUUCCUGAUGGAGUGUUGGAAAACUAUUUGCUAAAUGUGAUUGCAUUGCUUUAAGCUGUAUGUUAGAAGGGAGCAAUGGCAGAAGAUACUGGAAUUAAAGAUUCUGAUUUAAAAUCAAAACACUCCAGGUGUAAAUCGUUUAUCCGUUUUAUUAAUAACACAGACCGAGUGGUGGAUGUUAUAUGGAUAAAUUUCGAAGGACAACAUGUUAAGUAUAAGACUCUUCCACCAAGUGCAUUCUUCGAUUGCAAUACAUAUGUUACACAUCCAUGGCUGUUUUUUGAUUCUGAAACACACGAUAAACUUGUGGUAAAGUCUGAGGAGGUUUUCCGCCCUGAACCAUGGUAUCUGCAGUAUCAGCAGGGAGAGGAUUUACCACGCAAGCCAGGCAGAACCCUUGUGUAUAUUACCAUUCCAGUAUACACACUUCGUGAAAGAUCACUGCAGGUUGUGAGGAACAAUCUAUCACAACCUGAGGAUGCAUUUAAAUUAGAACUGCCCAGCACACUGCAAAAAGAAUUGGCAUCCAAGAUAAAGGAAACUUUGGAAACUCAAAUUGUUGCCAAUUAAUUGUCAUGUAAAUAUCAUGUGUUUCUGGACAUCAUAAAAGCAUGAACCAGAAGUAUGGUUUUCAUUAUACUCCCAUAAUUUGUAACUGAACUAAAUGUGACAUCCAUUUCAUUACAAACAGUGCAUUUAUUUUUGGACUCAGUUAAGUGAUUUAAUUUAAUUUAUUGAUACUUCAAGUAAUCCAUACAGGUGAUAACAAGUCACCACAGAUAUAGAAGUAGUCCAUUAUUAAAAAUGAGUACAAUAGUAGCAGUUAUAACACACAGCCUUGUCAAUAAAUAAGACUAUGUAAUCAAGGACACUAUUUGUAUCAAUCACAACAAUAAUUCAUAUAACACUAAAACAUACUAAAACAAAAUAAUAUACAAAGAAAUAACACAGCUGUAAAUAGGUAAUAUAAAAAACAAUUACACUAUGUAUGAUCCAUCAUUAUGCUGACCAUUCAAGGUAUUCUUUUACUGAAUAAAAGGAUUCCUUUAAGAAAAAUUUUUAGAAACUAAUUUGAAUUUUUAACGUAAUAUAACAGUUCCCUUAUAUCACACGGUAAAUGAUUAAAAAUUUCUAUAACAAUAUAAUAAGCACCCUUUUUGCAUUUGGUCAAAUUUACUGAUGGUAUGUGUAAAUUAGUACUUUGUCAUGUAUUUAUAGUAUGUAUUUCAUUAUUAAUUACAAAUUGGUGUAUAUUUUUUACUACCAAUAACAAUAAAGGAAACAUUGUACAGGAUGGGGUGCAGAAACCUCUUUUUUUUUGAAGGUGAAUAAAAGAAAAAUUAUUGCUGAUAGACAAAAUUUAUGUUUAGCUAAUGAAAGAACAUAC
This is a messenger RNA of Cryptotermes secundus, 1514 nucleotides long. It is a transcript of the gene Vhl, whose product is annotated as von Hippel-Lindau disease tumor suppressor. Lineage: Eukaryota; Metazoa; Arthropoda; Insecta; Blattodea; Kalotermitidae. The record is from RefSeq and is a predicted model, not a curated record. The coding region runs from base 203 to 697 and encodes 164 amino acids. The transcript has a single exon.